Molecule: messenger RNA, 17484 nt
Organism: Galeopterus variegatus (Sunda flying lemur)
Lineage: Eukaryota; Metazoa; Chordata; Mammalia; Dermoptera; Cynocephalidae
Gene: ADGRV1
Product: G protein-coupled receptor 98
Exons: 83
Biological process (GO): negative regulation of adenylate cyclase activity; cell communication
Cellular component (GO): membrane
Molecular function (GO): G protein-coupled receptor activity
Source: RefSeq, a predicted model, not a curated record
AUGCCCUCUGCAUCUUUAUUAGUAAAUCUUCUUUCAGCUUUAUUCAUCCCUCUUGUAUUUGGAGAAACAGAAAUAAGGUUUGCUGGACAAACAGAGUUUGUUGUUAAUGAAACAAGCACAACAGUUAUUCGUCUUGUCAUUGAAAGGAUAGGAGAGCCAACAAAUGUUACUGCAAUUGUAUCGCUGUAUGGAGAAGACACUGGCGACUUUUUUGACACAUAUGCUGCAGCUUUUAUACCUGCUGGGAAAACAAAUAGAACAGUGUACAUAGCAGUAUGUGAUGAUGACUUACCAGAGCCUGAUGAAACUUUUAUAUUUCACUUAACAUUACAAAAACCUUCAGCAAAUGUGAAGCUUGGAUGGCCAAGGACUGUUACUGUGACAAUAUUAUCAAAUGACAAUGCAUUUGGAAUUAUUUCAUUUAAUAUGUCUUCCUCGAUCACAGUGAAUGAGCUGAGGGACAGAAAUGAGUCUGUGCCUCUUAUUCUCAUCAGGGAAAAGGGAACCUAUGGAAUGGUCAUUGUGACUUUUGAGGUAGAGGAUGGCCCAAAUCCCCCUGAAGAAGAUUUGAGUCCAGUUAAAGGAAAUAUCACCUUUCCCCCUGGCAGAGCCACAGUAAUUUAUAACUUGACAGUACUUGAUGAUGAGGUACCAGAAAAUGAUGAAAUAUUUUUGAUUCAACUGAAAAGUGUAGAAGGAGGAGCUGAGAUCAACACCUCAAGGAAUUCAGUUGAGAUCAUCAUUAAGAAAAAUGAUAGUCCUGUGAGAUUCCUUCAGAGUGUUUAUUUGGUUCCCGAGGAAGACCACAUACUCAUAAUUCCAGUGGUUCGUGGAAAGGAUAACAAUGGAAAUCUGAUUGGAUGUGAUGAAUAUGAAGUUUCAGUCAUUUAUGCUGUUAUAACUGGGAAUUCAACAACACAUGCCCACCAAAACUUAGACUUUAUUGAUCUUCAGCCAAAUACGACUAUUGUUUUUCCACCUUUUAUUCAUGAAUAUCACCUGAAAUUUCAAAUAAUUGAUGACACCAUACCAGAGAUUGCUGAAUCAUUUCAUAUUAUGUUACUGAAGGAUACCUUACAGGGAGAUGCUGUGCUAAUAGGCCCUUCUGUUGUACAAGUCACCAUUAAGGCAAAUGACAAACCUUAUGGAGUCCUCUCAUUCAGCAGUAUCUUGUUUGAAAGGACAAUUAUAAUUGAUGAAGAUACAGUAUCAAGAUUUGAAGAAAUUACAGUGGUUAGAAACGGUGGCACCCAUGGGAAUGUUUCUGUGAACUGGGUGUUGACACGGAACAGCAGUGAUCCCUCACCUGUGACAGCAGACAUCAGACCAAGUUCUGGAGUUCUCCAUUUUGCUCAAGGGCAGAUGUUGGCAUCAGUUCCUCUCACUGUUGUUAAUGAUGAUCUUCCAGAAGAGGCAGAAGCUUAUCUACUUCAACUUCUGCCUCAUACCAUACGAGGAGGUGCAGAAGUGAGCGAACCUGCGGAGCUUUUGUUCUACAUUCAGGAUAGUGAUGAUGUUUAUGGUGUAAUGUCAUUUUUUCCCAUGGAAAACCAGAAGAUUGAAAGCAGCCCAGGUGAACGAUAUUUAUCCUUGAGUUUUACAAGACUAGGAGGAACUAAAGGAGAUGUGAGGAUGCUUUAUUCUGCACUUUAUAUUCCCACUGGAGCUGUGGACCCCUUACGAGCAAAAGAUGGCAUCUUAAAUAUAUCAAGGAAAAAUAGCGUCAUUUUUCUCGAAUCUAAAACCCAACUCACUACAAAAUUACCAAUAAGAAAUGAUGCAUUCCUUCAAAAUGGGGCCCACUUCCUAGUACAGUUGGAAACUGUGCAGUUGGUGAACAUAAUUCCCCCAAUCCCACCUGUAAGUCCCAGAUUUGGGAAGAUUCGAAAUAUUUCUUUACUGGUUACUCCGGCCAUUGCAAAUGGAGAAAUUGGCUUUACUAGCAAUCUACCAAUCAUUUUGCAUGAACCAGAAGGUUCUUCUGCCGAAGUGGUAUACAUUCCUUUACAUCGGGAUGGAACUGAUGGCCAGGCUACUGUCUAUUGGAGUUUGAAGCCCUCUGGCUUUAAUUCAAAAGCAGUUACUCUGGAUGAUAUAGGUCCCUUUAAUGGCUCUGUUUUGUUUUUAUCUGGGCAAAGUGACACAACAAUAAAUAUUACUGUCAAAGGUGAUGAUAUACCGGAAAUGAAUGAAACUGUAACACUUUCUCUAGACAGGGCUAAUGUGGAAAAUCAAGUGCUGAAAUCUGGAUAUACUAGCCGUAACUUAAUUAUUUUGGAAAAUGAUGAUCCUGGGGGAGUUUUUGAAUUUUCUCCUGAUUCCAAAGGUCCCUACCUUAUAGAAGAAGGAGAAUCUGUAGAGCUCCACAUCAUCCGGUCCAGGGGGGCUCUCAUUAAGCAGUUUCUACACUACCGAGUAGAACCAAGAGAUAGCAACGAAUUCUAUGGAAAUACGGGAGUGUUAGAGUUUAAACCUGGGGAAAGAGAGAUAGUGAUCACCUUGCUAGCAAGAUUGGAUGGGAUACCAGAGCUGGAUGAGAACUAUUGGGUGGUCCUCAGCAGCCAUGGUGAAUGGGAAAGCAAGUUGGGAAGUACUACAGUUGUCAACAUAACAAUUCUAAAAAAUGAUGAUCCUCAUGGGAUUAUAGAAUUUAUUUCUGAUGGUCUGAUUGUGAUGAUAAAUGAAAGCAAAGGAGAUGAUAUCUAUAGAGCUGUCUAUGGUGUAAUAAGAAAUCGAGGCAACUUUGGUGAUGUUUCUGUAUCAUGGGUGGUUAGUCCAGACUUUACACAAGAUGUAUUUCCUGUGCGAGGGACUAUUUUCUUUGAAGAUGAGGAAUUUUCAAAAAAUAUCACCAUUUACUCCCUUCCAGAUGAGAUUCCAGAGGAAGUGGAAGAGUUUACCAUUAUCCUAGUUAAUGCCACUGGAGGAGCUAAAGUGGGAAAUAAAACAACAGCAACUCUGAGGAUUACCAGAAAUGAUGAUCCCAUUUAUUUUGCAGAACCUCGUGUAGUGAAGGUUCAGGAAGGUGAGACUGCUAACUUUACAGUUCUCAGAAACGGAUCUGUUGAUUUUACCUGCACUGUCCAAUACGCUACGAUGGAUGGGAAGGCUACUGCAAGAGAGGGCGACUUUGUUCCUGUUGAAAAAGGAGAAAUGCUUGUUUUUGAGGUUGGAAGUAGAGAGCAGAACUUAUCUGUUUUUGUUAAUGAAGAUGGUAUCCCAGAAACAGAUGAACCCUUUUAUAUAAUCCUCUUUAAUUCAACAGGUGAUACAGUAGUAUACCAACAUGGAAUAGCUACAGUCGUAAUUGAAGCAAAUGAUGACCCAAAUGGUGUUUUUUCUCUAGAGCCUAUAGACAAAGCAGUAGAAGAAGGAAAGACUAAUACAUUUUGGAUUUUGAGGCACCGAGGACACUUUGGCAAUGUUUUUGUAGCUUGGAAGUUGUUUCAGAAUGAUUCUGCUUUGCAACCUGGACAGGAGUUCUAUGAAACUUCAGGGACUGUUAACUUCAUGGAUGGAGAAGAAGCAAAACCAGUAACUCUUCAUGCUUUUCCAGAUAAAAUUCCUGAAUUCAAUGAAUUUUAUAUUCUAAAGCUUGUGAACAUUUCAGGUGGGUUCCCAGGUCCUGGAGGCCAACUAGCAGAAACCAACCUCCAGGUGACAGUAAUGAUUCCAUUCAAUGAUGAUCCUUUUGGAGUUUUCAUCUUGGAUCCAGAGUGUUUAGAGAGAGAAGUGGCAGAAGAUGUCCUCUCAGAAGAUGAUGUGUCUUAUAUUACCAGUUUCACCAUUUUGAGGCAACAGGGUGUCUUUGGUGAUGUACGAGUAGGCUGGGAAAUACUGUCCAGUGAGUUCACUGCUGGUUUGCCACCAAUGAUAGAUUUUUUACUGGUUGGAAUUUUCCCCAGCACUGUGCAUUUACAACCACACAUGCGGCGUCACCAUAGUGGAACAGAUGCUUUGUACUUCAGUGGACGAGAGGGUGCAUUUGGGACUGUUAAUCCAAAAUAUCAUCCCUCCAGGAAUAACACAAUUGCCAAAUUUACAUUUUCAGCUUGGGUAAUGCCUAAUGCCAAUACAAAUGGAUUUGUUAUAGCAAAGGAUGAUGGUAAUGCGAGCAUCUACUAUGGGGUAAAAAUUCAAACAAAUGAAUCUCAUGUGACACUUUCCCUUCAUUACAAAACGUUGGGUUCCAAUGCUACGUACAUUGCCAAGACAACAGUCAUGAAAUAUUUAGAAGAAAGUGUUUGGCUUCAUCUCCUAAUUAUCCUGGAUGAUGGUAUAAUUGAAUUCUACCUGGAUGGAAAUGCAGUGCCCAGAGGAAUCAAGAGUCUAAAAGGAGAAGCCAUUACUGAUGGUCCCGGAAUACUGAGAAUUGGGGCUGGGGUGAACGGCAACGACAGAUUUACAGGUCUGAUGCAAGAUGUGAGAUCCUAUGAGCGCAAACUGACUCUUGAAGAAAUUUAUGAACUUCAUGCUAUGCCUGCAAAGAGUGAUUUACACCCCAUUUCUGGCUAUCUGGAGUUUAGACAGGGAGAAACUAACAAAUCAUUCAUUGUUUCUGCAAGAGAUGACAAUGAAGAGGAAGGGGAAGAACUGUUCAUUCUUAAACUAGUCUCUGUAUGUGGAGGAGCUUGCAUUUCUGCAGAAAAUACCACAGCACGAUUAAUAAUACAAAAAAGUGAUAAUGCCAAUGGCUUGUUUGGUUUCACAGGAGCUUGUAUACCAGAGAUUGCAGAGGAGGGAUCCAUCAUUUCAUGUGUGGUGGAGAGAACCAGGGGAGCUCUGGAUUAUGUGCGUGUUUUUUACACCAUCUCACAGAUCGAAUCUGAUGGCAUUAAUUACCUUGUUGAUGAUUUUGCUAAUGCCAGUGGAACUAUCACAUUCCUUCCUUGGCAGAGAUCAGAGGUCUUGAAUAUACACGUUCUUGAUGACGAUAUUCCUGAGCUUAAUGAGUAUUUCCGUGUGACAUUGGUUUCUGCAAUUCCUGGAGAUGGGAAACUAGGUUCAACUCCCACCAGUGGUGCGAGUAUAGAUCCUGAAAAGGAAACCACAGACAUCACCAUCAAAGCUAGUGAUCAUCCAUAUGGCUUGCUGCAGUUCUCCACAGGGCUGCCUCCUCAGCCCGAGGACGCAAUGACCCUGCCUGCAAGCAAUGUUCCACAUAUCACUGUGCAGGAAGAAGAUGGAGAAGUCAGGUUAUUGGUUGUCCGUGCACAAGGACUCCUGGGGAGGGUGACUGCAAAAUUUAGAACAGUGUCCUUGACAGCAUUCAGUCCUGAGGACUACCUGAGUGUUACUGGAACAUUAGAAUUUCAGCCAGGAGAAAGAUAUAAAUACAUUUCUGUCAACAUCACUGAUAACUCUAUACCUGAACUGGAAAAAUCUUUUAAAGUUGAGUUGUUAAAUUUGGAGGGAGGAGUGGCUGAACUCUUUAGGGCUGAUGGCAGUGGUAGUGGUGAUGGGGACAUGGAAUUCUUCCUUCCAACUAUUCACAAACGUGCCAGUCUAGGAAUGGCUUCCCAAAUUCUAGUGACAAUCGCUGCCUCUGACCAUGCUCAUGGCGUAUUUGAAUUUAACCCUGAGUCACUCUUUGUCAGUGGAACUGAACCAGAAGAUGGGCACAGCACUGUUAUAUUAAAUGUUGUGAGAAGUCAUGGAGCUCUGUCUCGAGUGACUUUGCAUUGGAGCAUAGACUCUGAUCCUGAUGGUGAUCUUGCCUUCACCUCUGGCAACAUCACAUUUGAGAUUGGGCAGACGAGUGCCAACAUCACAAUGGAAAUAUUGCCUGAUGAAGAUCCCGAACUGGAUAAGGCAUUUUCUGUGUCAAUUCUCAGUGUCUCCAGUGGUUCUUUGGGAGUUCACACUAAUGCCACAUUAACAGUUUUGGCUAGUGAUGAUCCUUGUGGGGUAUUCAUCUUUUCUGAAAAGAAUAGACCUAUUAAAGUUGAGGAAGCAACCCAGAACAUCACGUUGUCAAUAAUAAGGUUGAAAGGCCUCCUGGGAAAAGUCAUAGUCUCAUAUGCAACGCUAGAUGAUAUGAAAAAACCACCUUCUUUUCCACCUAAUUUAGCCAGAGCAACUCAAGGAAGAGACUAUGUAUCAACUUCUGGAUUUGCUCUUUUCAGAGCUAAUCAGAGUGAGGCAACAAUAGCUAUUUCAAUUUUGGAUGAUGAUGAACCAGAGAGGUCAGAGUCUGUGUUUAUUGAACUACUCAACUCUACUUUAAUAGAGAAAGUACAGAAUCGCCCAAUUUCAAAUUCUCCACGCCUUGGGCCUAAGAUACAAACUAUUGCCCAUCUAAUUAUCCUUGCCAAUGAUGAUGCAUUUGGAACUCUUCAGCUCUCAGCUCCAAUUGUUCGAGUGGCAGAGAAUCAUGUUGGACCCAUUAUCAAUGUGACUAGAACAGGAGGAGCAUUUGCAGAUGUUUCUGUGAAGUUUAAAGCUGUGCCAAUAACUGCAAUCGCUGGUGAAGAUUAUAGCAUAGCCUCAUCAGAUGUGGUCUUGCUAGAAGGGGAAACCAGUAAAGCUGUGCCAAUAUAUAUCCUUAAUGACAUUUACCCUGAGCUGGAAGAAUCUUUUCUCGUGCAACUGCUGAAUGAAACUACAGGAGGAGCCAAACUAGGGGCUUUAACAGAGGCAAUCAUUAUUAUUGAGGCCUCUGAUGACCCCUAUGGAUUAUUUGGUUUUCAGAUUACUAAACUUAUUGUAGAGGAACCUGAGUUUAACUCAGUGAAGGUAAACCUGCCAAUAAUUCGAAAUUCUGGGACACUCGGCAAUGUUACUGUUCAGUGGGUUGCCACCAUUAAUGGACAGCUUGCUACUGGCGACCUGCGAGUUGUCUCAGGUAAUGUGACCUUUGCCCCUGGGGAAACCAUUCAAACCUUGUUGUUAGAGGUCCUGGCUGACGACGUUCCGGAGAUUGAAGAGGUUAUCCAAGUGCAACUAACUGAUGCCUCUGGUGGAGGUACUAUUGGGUUAGAUCGAGUGGCAAAUAUUAUUAUUCCUGCCAAUGAUAACCCUUAUGGUACAGUAGCCUUUGUUCAGUCGGUUUACCGUGUUCAAGAGCCUCUGGAAAGAAGUUCCUGUGCUAACAUAACUGUCAGGCGAAGCGGAGGGCACUUUGGCCAGCUGCUAUUGUUCUACAGUACUUCUGAUAUUGAUGUAGUGGCUCUCGCCAUGGAGGAAGGUCAAGAUUUACUGUCCUACUAUGAAUCGCCAAUGCAAGGGGUGCCUGAUCCGCUUUGGAGAACUUGGGUGAAUGUUUCUGCAGUGGGGGGACCCCAGUACACCUGUGCUGCUCUGUGCCUCAGUGAACAUGCUUGCUCAGCAUUUUCAUUUUUCAGUGCUCCUGAGGGUCCCCAGUGCUUUUGGAUGACAUCGUGGAUCAGCCCAACUGUCAACAGUUCAGACUCCUGGACCUACAGGAAAAACAUGACCAGGGUUACGUCUCUUUUUAGUGGUCAGGCUGUGGCUGGUAGUGACUAUGAGCCUGUGACAAGGCAGUGGGCCGUAAUGCUGGAAGGUGAUGAAUUUGCAAAUCUUACCGUUUCUAUUCUCCCUGAUGAUUUCCCAGAGAUGGAUGAGAGUUUCCUAAUUUCUCUCCUUGAAGUUCACCUUAUGAACAUUACAGCCAGUUUUAAAAAUCAGCCAACCAUAGGACAGCCAAAUACUUCUACAGUUGUCAUAGCACUAAAUGGUGAUGCCUUUGGUGUGUUUGUGAUCUACAGUAUUAGUCCCAACGCCUCAGAAGAUGGCUUAUUUGUUGAAGUUCAGGAGCAGCCCCUAACCUCAGUGGAGCUGAUGAUCCACAGGAUGGGGGGCAGUUUAGGUCAGGUGACAGUCGAAUGGCGUGUUGUUGGUGGAACGGCUACUGAAGGCUUAGAUUUCAUAGGUACUGGAGACAUUCUGACUUUUGCUGAAGGUGAAACCAAAAAGAUUGCCAUAUUAACCGUUUUGGAUGAUUCCGAGCCAGAGGAUGAUGAAAGCAUCAUAGUUAGUUUGGUGUACACCGAAGGUGGAAGUAGAAUUUUGCCCAGCUCCGACACUGUUAGAGUGAAUAUUUUGGCCAAUGACAAUGUAGCGGGAAUUGUUAGCUUUCAGACUGCUUCCAGAUCUGUCAUAGGUCAUGAAGGAGAAAAUUUGCAAUUCCAUGUGAUAAGAACACCUCCUGGUCGAGGAAAUGUUACUGUUAACUGGAAAAUUAUUGGGCAAAAUCUAGAACUCAAUUUUGCUAACUUUACUGGACAACUGUUCUUUCCUGAGGGGUCAUUGAAUAAAACAAUAUUUGUGCAUUUGUUGGAUGACAACAUUCCUGAAGAGAAAGAAGUAUACCAAGUCAUUCUGUAUGAUGUCAGGACACAAGGAGUCCCUCCAGCAGGAAUCGCUCUACUUGAUGCUCAAGGCUAUGCAGCUGUCCUGACGGUAGAGGCCAGUGAUGAACCACAUGGAGUUUUAAAUUUUGCUCUUUCAUCAAGAUUUGUUUUGGUACAAGAGGCUAACAUAACAGUUCAGCUUUACAUCAACAGAGAAUUUGGAUCUCUAGGAGCUAUCAAUGUCACAUAUGCCGCGGUUCCUGGAAUGUUGAGUCUGAAGAACCAAACGGAAGGAAACCUAGCAGAGCCCGAAGCUGAUUUUGUCCCGGUAGUUGGCUUUCUGAUUUUAGAAGAAGGGGAAACAGCAGCAGCCAUCGACAUUACUGUACUUGAGGAUGAUAUACCAGAGCUAGAAGAAUAUUUCCUGGUGAAUUUAACUUAUGUUGAACUUAUAAUGGCUCCAUUAACUUCAUUUCCUCCCAGACUAGAUUCAGAAGGCUUGACUGCACAAAUUAUUAUCGAUGCCAACGAUGGUGCCCGAGGUGUGAUCGAAUGGCAGCGUAGCAGGGUUGAAGUAAAUGAAACCCAUGGAAGUUUAGCUCUGGUGGCCCAGAGGAGCAGAGAGGCCCUUGGCCACGUUGCCUUUUUUGUGUAUGCCCAGAAUUUGGAAGCACAACUGGGGCUGGAUUACAUCUUCACACCGAUGAUUCUUCAUUUUGCUGAUGGGGAAAGGUAUAAAAAUAUUGACAUCAUGAUUCUUGAUGAUGACAUUCCAGAAAGAGAUGAAAAAUUUCAGCUGAUUUUAACAAAUCCUUCUCCUGGACUAGAGCUGGGGGAAAAUACAAUAGCCUUAAUUACUGUCCUUGCUAAUGACGAUGGCCCUGGAGUUCUGUCAUUUAACAACAGUGAGCACUUUUUCCUGAGAGAACCAACAGCUCUCUACAUACAGGAGAGUGUUGCAAUAUUGUACAUUGUUCGAGAACCAGCACAAGGACUGUUUGGAACUGUGACAGUUCAGUUCAUUGUGACAGAAGUGAAUUCUUCAGUAGAGUCUAAAGAUCUGACUCCUUCCAAAGGCUACGUUGUUUUAGAAGAAGGUGUUCGUUUCAAGGCCCUACACAUAUCUGCCAUAUUAGACACGGAACCAGAAAUGGAUGAGCAUUUUGUUUGCACCUUGUUUAAUCCAACUGGAGGUGCUAGACUAGGGGUGCACGUUCAAACCCUGAUAACAGUUUUGCAAAACCAGGCCCCUUUGGGGCUAUUCAGUAUCUCUGCAGUUGAAAAUAGAGCCACCUCUAUAGACAUCGAAGAAGCCAAUAGGACUGUAUAUUUAAAUGUGUCACGUACUAAUGGCAUUGAUUUAACUGUGAGUGUGCAGUGGGAGACAGUAUCUGUAACAGCCUUUGGCAUGAGAGGAAUGGAUGCUGUGUUUUCCAUAUUUCAAAGUUUUUUGGAUGAAUCAGCUUCUGGCUGGUGUUUCUUUACUUGGGAAUAUUCAAUAUAUGGUAUAAUGUUAAGAAAAUCAUCUUUUACUGUUUACCGAUGGCAAGGGAUUUUUAUUCCAAUUGAGGAUUUAAAUAUAGAAAAUCCUAAAACUUGUGAGGCCUUUAAUAUUGGUCUUUUCCCAUACUUUGUGAUUACCCAUGAAGAAAGAAAUGAAGAAAAGCCUUCUGUUAAUAGUGUAUAUACAUUCACAUCUGGAUUCAAAUUAUUCCUGGUACAAACAAUCAUUAUUUCAGAAAGUUCUCAAGUAACAUAUUUUACUUCAGACAGUCAAGAUUAUUUAAUUGUUGCAAGUCAAAGAGAUGAUUCUGAAUUAACUCAGGUCUUCAGAUGGAAUGGAGGAAGCUUUGUGUUGCAUCAAAAACUCCCUGUUCGAGGUGUGCUGACCAUGGCCGUGUUCAACAGAGAAGGCUCUGUGUUCUUAGCCAUUUCCCAGGCUAAUGCAAGGCUAAAUUCCCUUUUAUUCAGAUGGUCUGGCAGUGGGUUUAUUAACUAUCAAGAAGUGCCAAUCAGUGGAACAACACAGAUUGAGGCUUUGUGUUCAGGCAAUGAUAUUUACUUAAUUUUUGCCAAGAAUAUCUUAAUAGGAGAUCAGAAUUCAGUUGACAUUUUCAUCUGGGAGACAGGACGGCCUUCUUUCAGGUAUUUUCAAUCCCUGGAUUUUGCUACUGUUAGCAGGAUCCACUCCUUCACACCAGCCUCAGGAAUAGUCCACAUACUUCUUAUUGGCCAAGAUGUGUCUGCUCUUUACUGCUGGAAUUCGGAACUGAAUCAAUUCUCUUUUGUUCUGGAAGCACCUUCUGCUUAUGAUGCAGCUUCUAUUACAGUAAAGUCUCUUAAUUCAAGCAAGAAUUUAAUUGCUCUAGUGGGAUCUAUGUACUCACAUAUAUAUGAGCUGGCCUACAUCUCCAGCCCAUCUGACUUUAUUCCUAGUUCAGGUGAACUGAUAUUUGAACCUGGUGACAGAGAAGCUAUAAUCGCAAUAAAUAUCCUUGAUGAUACAGUUCCAGAGGAAGAAGAAUCCUUCAAAGUACAGCUGAAAAAUCCCAAAGGAGGAGCAGAGAUUGGUAAUGGUGGUUAUGUAAAAAUAACCAUUCUAUCUAAUGAUGAUGCCUAUGGAGUUGUUGCAUUUGCUCAGAAUUCAUUAAAUAAGCAAGUGGAAGAAAUGGAGCAAGAUAGCCUAGUAACCUUGAAUGUUGAGCGCUUAAAAGGAACAUAUGGUCACGUAACUGUAGCGUGGGAAGCUGAAGGAAGUAUUAGUGAUAUAUUUCCUACCUCGGGAGUGAUUUCGUUUACUGAAGGCCAGGCACUGUCUACAAUCACUCUGACUAAUAUCACCAUUCUUCAGUUACAAAUUGUUCGAGAUAAAGGACUACUUGGGGAUAUAGCCAUUCACUUGAUGGCUAAACCCAAUUUCUUACUGCACGUCAGUAAUCAAGCUACUGAGAAUGAAGAUUAUGUACUGCAAGAGACAAUAAUAAUAAUGAAAGAAAACAUAAAAGAAGCUCAUGCCAACGUUGCCAUUUUGCCGGAUGAUGCUCCUGAGUUGGAGGAAGGAUUUAUUGUCAGGAUCACAGAAGUGAACUUGGUGAACUCUGACUUCUCUGCAGGACAGCUAAGUGUGUGGAGGCCUGGAAUGGAAAUAGCUGAGAUAAUGAUUGAAGAAAAUGAUGAUCCCAGAGGAAUUUUUAACUUUCAUAUUACUAGAGAUGGCGGUGGAGUGAUUACUGUCUAUGAGGUGCCUCCACCCUUGAACGUUCUUCAAGUUCCUGUAGUCCGGCUGGCUGGAAGCUUCGGGGCAGUAAAUGUUAGUUGGAAAGCAACACCAGACAGUGCUGGCCUGGAAGACUUCAAGCCAUCUCAUGGGAUUCUUGAAUUUGCAGAUGGACAAGUUACUGCAAUAAUAAAAAUCACCAUAGUUGAUGAUGCUGAAUUUGAACUCGUAGAGACAUUCAGUCUUUCCUUAAUCAGUGUGGCUGGAGGUGGCCGACUUGGUGAUGAUGCUGUGGUAACUGUUGUUAUUCCACAAAAUGAUUCUCCAUUUGGAGUAUUUGGAUUUGAAGAAAAGACUCAGAGACCCAUGCUUUAUUUUAAUGAGACUGAGUCCCAGAAGAUCAUUGCAUUACACACAUUUCAAGACACUGUGUUGGAGGAAGACAGGCAUUUCACCAUUCAGCUGAUAUCAAUUGAUGAGGUAGAAAUAUCUCCAGUAAAAGGUAGUGCAUCAAUAAUCAUUCGAGGAGAUAAAGGAGCAUCAGAAGUUGGGAUAGCGCCAUCGCAUAGGCACGUCCUCAUUGGGGAACCCUCCAACAAAUAUAAUGGUACUGCUAUCAUCAGCCUUGUUCGUGGCCCAGUGAUUUCGGGGGAGGUCACAGUUUUCUGGAAGAUAUUCCCUCCUUCUGUGGGGGAAUUUGCUGAAACAUCAGGAAGAGUGACAAUGCGUGAUGGGCAGUCUGCAGCCAUUGUAGUGAUACAGGCUUUGAAUGAUGACAUUCCUGAGGAAAAGAGUUUCUAUGAGUUCCAGCUCACUGAAAUCAGUGAGGGAGGAAAACUGAGUGAAUCCAGCAGCACUGCCAACAUCACAGUGGUGGCCAGUGACUCCCCCUAUGGCCGAUUUGCCUUUACACAUGAGCAACUUCGAGUGUCAGAAGAAGCACAGAAGGUUAACAUCACAAUCAUUCGUUCGGGGGGAUAUUUUGGCCUGGUACGACUCUUCUACAAGACAGUGAGUGGGACAGCAGCAGCAGGCUUGGAUUUUGUUCCUGCAGCCGGGGAGCUUCUCUUUGCAGCAAGGGAGCUGGUGAAAAGUCUGCAUGUUGAAAUCCUUGAUGAUGACCAUCCUGAAGGCCCUGAGGAAUUUUCUCUAGCAAUUACAAAGGUGGAACUCCAGGGAAGAGGGUAUGAUUUUACCAUCAGAGAAAAUGGACUUCAGAUAGAUCAACCUCCUGAAAUAGGAAACAUCUCCAUUGUUCAAAUCAUAAUAGUGAAAAAUGAUAAUUCAGAGGGCAUCAUUGAAUUUGACCCGAAGUAUACUGCCUUCGAAGUGGAGGAAGAUAUUGGGAUGGUCAUGAUCCCGGUGGUGAGACUGCAUGGAACUUACGGCCAUGUGACAGCUGACUUCAUCUCUCAGAGCUCCUCUGCUGUUCCCGGAGGUGUGGAUUAUGUACUGCAUGGCAGUUCAGUCACCUUUCAGCAUGGGCAGAACUUAAGUUUUAUAAAUGUCUCCAUCAUCGAUGACAAUGAAAGCGAAUUUGAGGAGCCGAUUGAAAUUCUGCUCACUGGAGCUACUGGUGGAGCGGUCCUUGGGCGCCACCUAGUGAGCAGAAUCACGAUUGCCAAGAGUGACUCUCCCUUUGGCGUUGUAAGAUUUCUCAAUCAAAGCAAAAUUUCUGUUCCUAACCCCAAUUCUACAAUGAUUUUAUCCUUGGUGCUGGAGCGGACUGGAGGACUCUUGGGAGAAAUUCAGGUGAACUGGGAGAUAGUAGGACCCAGUUCUCAGGAAGCCUUACCACCAGAGAACAGAGACGUUGCGAGCCCAGUGAACGGGUCCUUCUAUUUUGGAGAGGGGGAAGGUGGAGUGAGAACCAUAAUUCUGACAAUCUAUCCUCAUGAAGAAAUUGAAGUUGAAGAGACUUUUGUUAUUAAACUUAAACUUGUGAAAGGAGAAGCUAAAUUAGACUCCAGAGCUAAAGAUGUUACAUUAACAAUACAAAAGUUUGGUGAUCCAAAUGGAGUUGUUCAGUUUGCUCCUGAGUCUUUAUCCAAGAAGACCUAUUUGGAGCCACCGGCUUUGGAAGGGCCCCUGAUCAUUAUUUUCUUUGUCAAAAGAGUUAAGGGCACCUCUGGAGAGAUUACGGUUUACUGGGAAUUAAGUAGUGAGUUUGAUAUUACCGGAGACUUUUUUUCCACAAAUGGAUUUUUCACUAUUGCUGAUGGAGAGAGUGAAGCCAGCUUUGCUGUUCAUUUGCUACCAGAUGAUAUACCUGAGACAGAAGAAGAUUAUGUGAUUCAGCUUGUUUCUGUAGAGGGAGGAGCAGAACUGGAUUCGGAAAAAUGCACUACAUGGUUCUCUGUUUCUGCGAAUGAUGAUCCACAUGGAGUAUUUGCCCUGUAUUCAGAUCACCAGUCAAUACUUAUCGCUUAUAACCUUAUUAGAUCUAUCCAAAUUAAUAUAACCCGACUUGCUGGAACAUUUGGAGAUGUGGCUGUUGGAUUUAGAAUAUCGUCUUAUCAUAACAAACAGCCGAUUGUUACUGAAGAUGCAGAGAAGCAGCUAGUAGUCAAAGAUGGUGCCAGAUACGUAGUGGGCACGGUGCCAAUUAGCCAUCAGGUCUUCCUAUCACUGGGCUCUAAUUUCACCUUGCAACUGGUGACUGUGAUGCUUGUUGGUGGACGUUUCUAUGGGAUGCCAAGAAUUCUCCAGGAAGCGAAAUCUGCUGUCCUUCCUGUCCCUGAGAAAGCUGCCAAUUCUAAGGUUGGAUUUGAAUCCACGGCUUUUCAACUCACAGACAUCGCUGCCGGCACAAGCCAAGUUAUGAUUUCCAGGAGAGGUACAUACGGCUCUCUCUCAAUUGCUUGGACUGCUGGAUAUGCUCCUGGGUUAGAAAUCCCCGAAUUCGUUGUUGUUGGCAACAUGACCCCAACUCUCGGGAGCCUUUCGUUUUCCCACGGUGAACAAAGGAAAGGACUUGAGCUGCGGACGUUCCCCAGGCCUGGUCGGCCAGAGGCCUUUGUCAUUCACCUUGCAGGAGUGCAGAGCAGCGCCCCUGGUGGAGCUCAGCUUAGAUCAGGUUUCACCAUGGCUGAAAUUGAACCGAUGGGAGUCUUCCAAUUUUCCCCUAGUUCAAGAAAUAUCAUGGUGCCAGAGGAUGCACAGAUGAUCAGAUUACAUGUACAAAGACUGUUUGGGUUCCACAGCGAUCUUAUUAAAGUUUCCUAUCAGACAACUGCAGGAAGCGCCACGCCACUAGAAGACUUUGAGCCUAUUCAGAAUGGGGAACUGUUUUUUCAAAAGUUCCAAGCCGAGGUUGAUUUUGAAAUAACCAUUAUUAAUGAUCAACUUACUGAAAAAGAAGAAAUUUUUUACAUUAAUCUUACUUCAGUAGAAAUUAGGGGAUUACAAAAGUUUGAUGCAAGCUGGAGACCACGCCUGAAUGUAGAUUUCAGUGUUGCAGUGAUCACAAUAUUGGAUAAUGAUGACCUGGCAGGAAUGGAUGUUUCUUUCCCUACAACAGCUGUGGCUGUAGCAGUUGACACAGCUCUCAUUCCUGUAGAAACUGACUUCACCACACAUCCUGUCACAAGUGAGACAACUGACAUUCCACAGGCAACUGAAAUGGUUGCUGUUGUUACUGAGGCAACUGGUAUAUUUGCUAUCCCUGAGAAACUUGUCACCAUUUAUGGGACAUCUGACGUGCCUGAGAAGCCUGACGUGGCCACUGUAACUUCCAGUGUUUCCAUUCAUGGAAUCUUUAGUCUUGGGCCACCCAUUGUGUACGUUGAAGAGGACGUGCAGAAUGGCACGUUCAGUACAGCCGAGGUUCUUAUCCUAAGAACUGCUGGGCUUACCGGCAACGUCAGCGUAACGGUUAGAACUUUCGGUGAAAGAUGUGCUCACAAGGAACCAAAUGCACUGCCCUUUUAUGAUAUGUUCGGAAUUUCCAACCUAACAUGGGCUGUUGAAGAAGAAGACUUCGAAGAACAAACUGUUAUCCUUACAUUUCUAGAUGGAGAAAGAGAACGUAAAGUAUCAAUUCCCAUUUUGGAUGAUGGUGAGCCUGAGGGGCAGGAAUUCUUCUACGUGUUUCUCGCAGACCCUCGAGGGGGAGCCAAGAUUGUGAAGGGAAAGGAUGAGACUGGGUUUGCAGCUUUUGCCAUGGUCAUUAUUACAGGGAGUGAUCUUCAAAAUGGCAUCAUAGGAUUCAGUGAAGAGUCCCAGAGUGGACUAGAACUGGGGAAAGGAGCUGAUAUGAGAAGACUGCAUCUUAUUGUCACAAGACAGCCAAACAGGGCCUUUGAAGAUGUCAAGGUCUUUUGGCGAGUCACACUUGACAAAACAACCUCUGUGCUCCAGAAAGAUGGGGUAAACCUAGUGGAUGAGCUCCUGUCUGUGACAGGAGCCACGACCUGUGCAGCUGGUAAAACAAAAUGCUUUAUCACUGUUGAACUCAAACCAGAGAAGAUACGUCAAAUUGAAGUACUUUUUUUUGUGGAAUUGUAUGAAGUAACUGCUGGAGCAGCAAUAAACAAUAGUGCUAGAUUUGCACGGAUUAAAAUCUUACAGAGUGAUGAACCUCAAAGCCUCAUGUAUUUUUCCGUGGGUUCUCGGCUAGCAGUGGCACAUAAAAAGGCCACUUUAAUCAGUUUACAGGUGGCCAGAAAUUCUGGGACAGGACUAAUGAUGUCUGUUAAUUUUAGUACCCAGGAAUUGAGAAGUGCUGAAACAAUUGGUCGUACUCUGAUAUCUCCAGCUAUUUCUGGGAAGGAUUUUGUGAGAACUGAAGGCACAUUGGUCUUUGAACCCGGCCAGAGAAACACCAUAGUGGAUGUCAUCCUAACACCAGAGACAGGGUCUUUAAAUCCAUUUCCUAAACGCUUUCAGAUUGUGCUUUUUGACCCAAAAGGUGGUGCCAGAAUUGAUAACAUGUACGGGACUGCCAACAUCACUCUUGUCUCUGAUGCGGAUUCGCAGGCCGUUUGGGGGCUUGCGGAUCAGCUACACCAGCCCCUGGAUAAUGACAUUCUCAACAGAGUGCUGCACAACAUCAACAUGAAAGUGGCCACAGAGAACACAGAUGAACAACUUAGUGCUGUGAUGCACUUAAUAGAAAAGAUAACUUCUGAAGGAAAAAAUCAAGCUUUCAGUAUUGAAAGCCGAACUCUUUUCUAUGAGAUUCUUUGUGCUCUUGUUAACCCAAAGCGCAAGGACACUAGGGGAUUCAGCCACUUUACUGAAGUGACUGAGAAUUUUGCCUUUUCUCUGCUGACUGAUGUUACCUGUGGCUCUCCUGGUGAAAAAAGCAAAACCAUCCUUGACAAUUGCCCGUAUUUGUCAAUAUUGGCUCUUCACUGGUAUCCUCAGCAGAUCAAUGGGCAUAAGUUUGAAGGAAAGGAAGGUGAUUAUAUUCGGAUUCCAGAGAGGUUAUUGGAUGUCCCAGAUGCAGAAAUGAUGGCUGGGAAAAAUACAUGUAAAUUAGUCCAGUUUACAGAGUAUAGCAGCCAGCAGUGGUUUAUAACUGGAAACAGUCCUCCUGCCCUGAAAAAUAAGGUGUUGUCUUUGAGUGUGAAAGGUCAGAGUUCACAACUCCUGACUAACAACAAUGAGGUUCUCUACAGGAUUUAUGCUGUUGAGCCUAGAAUUGUUCCUCAGACUUCUCUGUGUCUCCUAUGGAAUCAGGCUGCUGCAAGCUGGUUGUCUGACAGUCAGUUUUGCAGAGUGGUUGAGGACGCUUCAGACUAUGUGGAAUGUGCCUGUUCACACAUGUCUGUGUAUGCUGUCUACGCCCAGACUGACAACUUGUCUUCAUACAAUGAAGCCUUUUUCUCUUCUGGAUUUAUAUGUAUCUCAGGUCUUUGCCUGGCUGUUCUUUCCCACAUCUUCUGUGCCAGGUACUCCAUGUUUGCAGCUAAACUUCUGACUCACAUGAUGGCAGCCAGCUUAGGGACCCAG